Molecule: messenger RNA, 3978 nt
Organism: Mirounga angustirostris (Northern elephant seal)
Lineage: Eukaryota; Metazoa; Chordata; Mammalia; Carnivora; Phocidae
Gene: KCNT1
Product: potassium sodium-activated channel subfamily T member 1
Exons: 32
Coding region: 1-3714 (1237 amino acids)
Biological process (GO): potassium ion transmembrane transport
Cellular component (GO): plasma membrane
Molecular function (GO): outward rectifier potassium channel activity; intracellular sodium-activated potassium channel activity
Source: RefSeq, a predicted model, not a curated record
AUGGCGCGGGCCAAGCUGCCGCGCUCGCCGUCCGAGGGCAAGGCGGGCCCGGGGGGCGCCUCGGCCGGCGCCUCGGCACCGGAGGAGCCGCACGGGCUCAGCCCGCUGCUGCCGGCCCGCGGUGGGGGCUCCGUGGGCAGCGACGUGGGCCAGAGGCUUCAUGUGGAAGAUUUCAGUCUGGACUCCUCUCUGUCUCAGGUCCAGGUGGAGUUCUACGUCAAUGAGAACACCUUCAAGGAGCGGCUCAAGCUGUUCUUCAUCAAAAACCAGAGAUCCAGCCUGAGGAUCCGGCUGUUCAACUUCUCCCUGAAGCUGCUUACCUGCUUGCUCUACAUCGUCCGAGUCCUGCUCGACGACCCAGCCCUGGGGAUUGGAUGCUGGGGCUGCCCAAAGCAGAAUUACACCUUCAAUGGCUCAUCCUCCGAGAUCAAUUGGGCGCCCAUCCUCUGGGUGGAAAGAAAGAUGACUCUGUGGGCUAUUCAGGUCAUCGUGGCCAUAAUAAGCUUCCUGGAGACAAUGCUCCUCAUUUACCUCAGCUACAAAGGGAACAUCUGGGAGCAGAUCUUCCGUGUCUCUUUCGUCCUGGAGAUGAUCAACACACUGCCCUUCAUCGUCACGAUAUUCUGGGCGCCCCUGAGGAACCUGUUCAUCCCUGUGUUUCUGAACUGUUGGCUGGCCAAGCAUGCCCUGGAAAACAUGAUCAAUGACUUCCACCGCGCCAUCCUGCGCUCGCAGUCGGCCAUGUUCAACCAGGUCCUCAUCCUGUUCUGCACCCUGCUGUGUCUGGUGUUCACGGGGACCUGUGGCAUCCAGCACCUGGAGCGAGCAGGCGAGAACCUGUCCCUUCUCACGGCCUUCUACUUCUGCAUCGUCACCUUCUCCACUGUGGGCUACGGUGACGUGACGCCCAAGAUCUGGCCGUCCCAGCUGCUGGUGGUCAUCAUGAUCUGCGUGGCCCUGGUGGUGCUCCCACUGCAGUUCGAGGAGCUGGUAUACCUGUGGAUGGAGCGGCAGAAGUCGGGGGGCAAUUACAGCCGUCACCGGGCGCAGACUGAGAAGCACGUGAUUCUGUGCGUCAGCUCCCUCAAGAUCGACCUGCUCAUGGACUUCCUGAACGAGUUCUAUGCGCACCCCCGGCUGCAGGACUACUACGUCGUCAUCCUGUGCCCCACUGAGAUGGACAUCCAGGUCCGCAGGGUCCUGCAGAUCCCCCUGUGGUCCCAGCGGGUCAUCUACCUCCAGGGCUCUGCGCUCAAGGACCAGGACCUCAUGCGAGCCAAGAUGGACAACGGGGAAGCCUGCUUUAUCCUCAGCAGCCGCAAUGAAGUGGAUCGCACGGCAGCGGACCACCAGACCAUCCUGCGCGCCUGGGCCGUGAAGGACUUCGCACCCAACUGCCCCCUCUACGUCCAGAUUCUCAAACCCGAGAACAAGUUCCACGUCAAGUUUGCAGACCACGUGGUGUGUGAGGAGGAGUGCAAGUACGCCAUGCUGGCCCUCAACUGCAUCUGUCCCGCCACGUCCACGCUCAUCACCCUGCUGGUGCACACGUCCCGUGGCCAGGAGGGCCAGGAGUCCCCGGAACAGUGGCAGCGCAUGUAUGGACGCUGCUCGGGCAACGAGGUGUACCACGUGCGCAUGGGGGACAGCAAGUUCUUCCGCGAGUACGAGGGCAAGAGCUUCACCUACGCCGCCUUCCACGCGCACAAGAAGUACGGCGUGUGCCUCAUCGGGCUGAAGCGGGAGGACAACAAGAGCAUCCUGCUGAACCCCGGGCCGCGGCACACCCUGGCGGCCUCCGACACCUGCUUCUACAUCAACAUCACCAAGGAGGAGAACUCCGCCUUCAUCUUCAAGCAGGAGGAGAAGCAGAAGAAGAAGGGCUUCUCGGGGCAGGGUCUGUACGACGGGUCCUCCCGCCUGCCCAUGCACAGCAUCGUGGCCUCCAUGGGGACAGUGGCCAUGGACCUCCAGAACACAGAGUGCCGGCCGGCACAGAGCGGCGGGGGCGGCGGGGACGGCAAGCUUACGCUGCCCACAGAGAACGGCUCGGGCAGCCGGCGGCCCAGCAUCGCGCCCGUCCUGGAGCUGGCUGACAGCUCGGCCCUGCUGCCCUGCGACCUGCUGAGUGACCCGUCGGAGGACGAGCUGACGCCAUCGGAUGACGAGGGGCUGUCUGUGGUGGAGUACGUGAAGGGCUACCCCCCCAACUCGCCCUACAUCGGCAGCUCCCCCACCCUGUGCCACCUCCUGCCCGUGAAGGCCCCGUUCUGCUGCUUGCGGCUGGACAAGGGCUGCAAACACAACAGCUACGAAGACGCCAAGGCCUAUGGCUUUAAGAACAAGCUGAUCAUCGUCUCGGCGGAGACGGCGGGCAACGGGCUGUACAACUUCAUCGUGCCACUGCGGGCCUACUACAGGUCCCGCAAGGAGCUCAACCCCAUCGUGCUGCUGCUGGACAACAAGCCUGACCACCACUUCCUGGAGGCCAUCUGCUGCUUCCCCAUGGUCUACUACAUGGAGGGCUCCGUGGACAACCUGGACAGCCUGCUGCAGUGCGGCAUCAUCUAUGCGGACAACCUGGUGGUGGUGGACAAGGAGAGCACCAUGAGCGCGGAGGAGGACUACAUGGCGGACGCCAAGACCAUCGUCAAUGUGCAGACCAUGUUCCGGCUCUUCCCCAGCUUGAGCAUCACCACGGAGCUCACCCACCCUUCCAACAUGCGGUUCAUGCAGUUCCGUGCUAAGGACAGCUACUCUCUGGCUCUUUCCAAGCUGGAAAAGAGGGAACGGGAAAACGGCUCCAACCUGGCCUUCAUGUUCCGCCUGCCGUUUGCCGCGGGCCGCGUCUUCAGCAUCAGCAUGUUGGACACGCUGCUCUACCAGUCCUUCGUGAAGGACUACAUGAUCUCCAUCACCAGGCUGCUGCUGGGCCUCGACACCACGCCAGGCUCCGGCUACCUCUGCGCCAUGAAAGUCACGGAGGAGGACCUGUGGAUCCGCACGUACGGCCGGCUCUUCCAGAAGCUGUGUUCCUCCAGCGCUGAGAUCCCCAUCGGCAUCUACAGGACCGAGUGCCACGUCUUCUCGACCUCUGAGCCCCACAACCUCAGAGCCCAGUCCCAGAUCUCGGUGAGCGUGGAGGACUGCCAGGACGCGCAGGAAGCGAGGGGGCCCUGGGGCGUGCGGGCGGGCGGCGGCGCUGGCACCCACGGCCGACACUCGGUUGGCGGCGACCCAGCCGAGCACCCGCUCCUGCGGCGCAAGAGCAGGCAGUGGGCCCGGAAGCUGAGCCGCAAGGGCCCCAAGGCCACGGGGAAGGCGGCGGCCGCCGAGUGGGCCAGCCAGCAGCAGCUCAGCCUGCACCAGCGCUCCGAGCGGCAGGAGCUCUCCGAGCUGGUCAAGAACCGCAUGAAGCACCUGGGGCUGCCCACCACCGGCUACGAGGAUGUAGCAAAUUUAACAGCCAGUGAUGUCAUGAAUCGGGUAAACCUGGGAUAUUUGCAAGACGAGAUGAACGACCACCAGAACACGCUCUCCUACGUCCUCAUCAACCCCCCGCCCGACACGAGGCUGGAGCCCAACGACAUCGUGUACCUCAUCCGCUCCGACCCCCUGGCCCACGUGGCGAGCGGCGCGCACAGCCGGAAGGGCAGCUGCAGCCCCCGGCUGGCUUCCUGCAACCCGGAGACCCGCGAUGAGACGCAGCUCUGAGCCCCACGAGGAGCCCGGCCGCCGGGGCCGCAGGCCCCAUCCCCACGUCGGCAUGCAUCGCACUGCAUGGAGCGCCGAGACCCUCCCCGCCCCGCCCCGGACGGGAGCCCUCACCCGGGCUGACGAGGGGGGAGCGUGCCCCCGGGCCCCAGGAGAAGCCGGCGGGGAGGCCUUUUUCACCUGUUUUUACAAACUUGUGCAGUCCGCGUCCCCACACAACGUACCGUAACUCGUGAUGGGGCCCGGCUGAGCGGAGGGAGGGCC